CGGAGAUGGGGUUCCUGCCGUGCGACGACGACGGGCCGGCGGUCGGCAUCGACCUCGGGACGACGUACUCGUGCGUGGCCGUGUGGCGGCGCGGCCGCGUGGAGGUGAUCCCCAACGGGCAGGGCAACCUCACCACGCCGUCCUGCGUCGCGUUCACCGACACAUGGCGGCUCGUCGGCGACGCCGCCUUGAACCAGGCCGCCAUGAACCCCCUCAACACCAUCUUCGAUGCGAAACGAAUGAUCGGCCGGCGAUUCAGCGACGCGUCUGUGCAGGGGGACAUCAAGAUAUGGCCUUUCAGGGUCGUAUCCGGCAAGGACGACCGGCCGAUGGUCGUGGUGGAGUACAGGGGCGAGGAGAAGGAUUUCUCCGCCGAGGAGAUCUCCGCCAUGGUGCUCUUCAAGAUGAAGGAGGCAGCCGAGGCCUACCUCGACAAGACGGUCGAGAAGGCGGUCAUCACCGUGCCGGUCUACUUCAAUGACUCCCAGCGACAGGCCACCAUGGACGCCGGCGCCAUCGCCGGCCUCGAAGUCUUGCGCAUCAUCAACGAGCCCACCGCCGCCGCCGUCGCCUACGGCCUCGACAAGGUGGUCGGAAGCGACAGGGAGAAGAAAGUGCUCAUCUUUGACCUCGGCGGCGGCACAUUGGACGUCUCCAUCCUCAACAUCGACCCGGGGGUCGACAUUGACAUGGGCAUCUUCCAUGUCAAGGCCACCGCCGGUGACACCCACCUCGGCGGCGAGGAUUUCGACGGCCGUAUGGUGAAGCACCUGGUGCGUGAGUUCCUGAGGAAGUACAAGAGACCGGAGAUCAGGACCGACCAGAGGGCGCUCCGGCGGCUGAGGACGGCGUGCGAGAGGGCCAAGAGGAUGCUGUCCUCCACGGCGCAGACCACCAUCGAGAUCGACUCGCUCCACGGCGGCGUCGACUUCUACGCGACCAUCACCCGCGCCAAGUUCGAGGAGCUCAACAUGGACCUCUUCCUCCGGUGCAUGGACACCGUCGAGAAGUGCCUCCGCGACGCCAAGAUGGACAGGGACAGCGUCGACGACGUCGUGCUCGUCGGAGGCUCCAGCCGUAUUCCCAAGGUGCGUAGCCUCCUCAGGGACCUGCUCGGCGGCAAGGAGCUCUGCAUGAGCAUCAACCCCGACGAGGCCGUCGCGCACGGCGCCGCCGUGCAGGCCGCCAUCCUCAACGGCGCCGCCAACGAGGAGGAACUGCGGGAUGUGCUCCUUCUCGACGUCACGUCUCUCUCGCUAGGGGUGGAGACGGUCGGUGGCGUGAUGUCGGUUCUGAUCCCGAGGAACACCACCAUCCCCGUGAGGAAGAAGGAUGGUUUCACGACAUGCUCCGACAACCAGACCGCCGUGCUCAUCCAGGUGUACGAGGGUGAAGGCGAAAGAACCAAGGACAACAACCUGCUCGGCACGUUCAGGCUCACCGGCAUCCCGCCGGCGCCGAGAGGCGUUCCCAAGAUAAAGGUCAGCUUCGACAUCGACGCGAACUGCGUGCUCAAGGUGACGGCGAAGGACAAGACGACGGGGCGCAGUAACAGCAUCACCAUCACCAGCGACAAGGGGCGGUUGACCAAGGAUGAGAUCGAGAGGAUGGUGAAGAAGGCCGAGAAGAACAAUGCCGAGGAUGAGGUGGAAAUGAAGAAAGCUGAAGGGUACGUGACGCCAUAGAGAAUAAGUUCCGCCAAUGCAACGUGGAUUAUUUUAAAGCUGCUGCGUCUUCUGAUCAUGCAUGGGGGUGGGGGUAUAUGUAUGGCCCUAACCAUGCUUAAUUUGUUUAUGCCGGAAGUCGGAACAAUGGUUUAAUCCGUGGUAUGCGAGCAAACUUGUCUGAUGACUUC
Oryza brachyantha (malo sina) is the source of this 1855-nucleotide messenger RNA. RefSeq names its product heat shock cognate 70 kDa protein-like. Gene Ontology annotation, molecular function: heat shock protein binding; ATP-dependent protein folding chaperone; misfolded protein binding. The record is from RefSeq and is a predicted model, not a curated record. Gene Ontology annotation, biological process: protein refolding; cellular response to unfolded protein. The coding region runs from base 6 to 1685 and encodes 559 amino acids. Gene Ontology annotation, cellular component: cytoplasm. Lineage: Eukaryota; Viridiplantae; Streptophyta; Magnoliopsida; Poales; Poaceae. The transcript is spliced from 2 exons.